AUGAGCUUCCUCAAUAUUCCUCCUCCUCCUCCUCCUCCUCCGCCGCCGCCGCCGCCGCCGCCGCCGUCUUCACCACCACCGCCACCGCCUCCUCCUCCUACUCCUCCUCCGCGCCCGCCGAGAUAUUCCGUCACGCAGCUCAGCGAACGCGAGCUGCCGUACGGCUCGGCGCCAGCGCCCCCCGUCCGCGGCCGGGUCAUCAUCCAAGAGCGGGCGCAAGCCCUCGCGCACGGCAUCGCCAGCAGCGCCGCGCCCGACCCCGCCGACCGCACCAUGUCGUUCUUUUCGGACGGCUCCUGCUCGCGCGCGUACAACGUACACGCCGAGGGCUACGCCAGCGCCGCCUUCGUCCACAAGCUGCCGCAGCAGGCCGACCAGGAGCAGCAGGCGCAGCAGCAGAAGCAGGACGAGGACGAGGACGACGAGGACGAGGGCCGCUGGAUCGGCCACGGCCACAUGCUGCCGCCCGACACGUGCCGCGACAGCAACAACGCCGAGCUGUGGGCCGUCGCGCUCACGCUCGAGUUCAUCGUGCGGUGCCUGGCAGCAGCCGGCCUGCAGCCCGCCUACGCCGCCGUCGCGCUGUUCAAGAUCCUGACGGACAGCAAGCAGGUCCUGCGCUGGCUGCAGGGCCGCACCGACCUGAUCGACGACGGCGGCUCGGGCACCGCCUGCGAGGGCGCCGACCCCGAGGCCCUGCGCAGGGUCCUCUACUACGACGCGGCGCUGACACUGCUGCUGGACAAGGCGGUCGAGUACCGUUGGGUGCCUGCCCACUCGGGAGUGCCGGGCAAUGAGGCGGCGGAUAGGCUGGCAGGGGCCUUCCGCCCUGAUGUCCUCUUGCCGCUGAAGUACAGGUUGCCGCCGGUCGCCGUCGUGAGGGCCGCCAUGGGUAGGUGGAGGCCGUACAGGAAGCUGCGGGUUCUCGCCGUGCGGCUGGGCCGCAUCAACGCCGCCAUCGCCCUGUCGACGUCGGAUGGGCAGAAGAAGGGCCUGCUGGAGGCGCAGAGGAAUGUGGAGAGGGAGAUUGAGGAGGUCCGGGAGCAGAUUGCGGAGGAGUAG
Lasiodiplodia theobromae is the source of this 1062-nucleotide messenger RNA. RefSeq lists its product as uncharacterized. The record is from RefSeq and is a predicted model, not a curated record. The transcript has a single exon. Gene Ontology annotation, molecular function: RNA-DNA hybrid ribonuclease activity; nucleic acid binding. Bases 1 to 1062 code for a protein of 353 amino acids. NCBI's taxonomy places the organism in Eukaryota, Fungi, Ascomycota, Dothideomycetes, Botryosphaeriales, Botryosphaeriaceae.